AUCAUCCACCAUAGCCCAUAGUGCAUUGUGUUUUGCUACAAAAUGAACAAAAACCGUUUAAAAAGUUGAUAAAUUCAAAUGUUAUGCGCUGCAUUUGCAUUUGUUGUCGUCGUCGUGUUUGUUGUUGCUACUGCCGUUGUCCCCGCCAGACAAAAUGGAACAGGAGAUUGGCACCUGGGAUUCAGUUCUACUGGAAAACCUAUCUGAGGAUAGCUUCAUAAGCAACAUACACCAGCGUUAUAAACGCGAUCAUAUAUAUACGUAUAUUGGAACUUCUGUUGUGGCGCUGAAUCCAUAUCAUCACAUAUCCGAGCAUUCGCUGGACAACAUACGGAACUAUGGCAAUAAAGGCAUUUUUCAGUUACCACCACACAUUUAUGGGCUUACAAAUUUGGCCUAUCAGUCUCUUAAGGAUCACAGCGAGGAUCAAUGCGUGUUGCUUACUGGCGAGGGUGGCGCUGGCAAAACGGAGACUUUCAAAAUGAUUGUCAAUUUUCUCACACACAUACAGGAUCGUGCACUCUGCAGCAGCAGCAGCGGCACACCAAACGUCUUGCGCAAACAGUCCUCCACUAGCUCAGCAACUGGCGUUGCCGCAAUGCAAACCCAUAGGCGCGCCUCAAGCAGUUGCUCCGCCACGGGCAACUAUGUAAUUUGUAAAGCCAGUGGAGCAGCAGCGUCCAGCUCACGACGCCAGUCACCUUCACCAGGUCCAGGUCCCUCACAGCGCGCACGCACGCGCACCGAAAGCAUCGAGCGCCAGGCCAGGCGCAAUAUGCGUGAAAAGAUUGUGGAAUUCGAUUUCACGCAUCACAAGAGCACGGAGAACAUAAGCACGCUGCUGGAAACAGUAGGCGGGGCGUAUGCACACACGCAUCCAACAAAAUCUUGCUUUAAGCAUCAACAAACACAAGUAAGCAACUGCACUGCCAAUGCCUACGUGCCAACGCCAAAGGCCACAGCCUGCAGCGCCUCGCCCAAAUAUAUGCCGCAUGGCUGUCGCCAGUGUGGUCACAGCAAAUGCACACGCGCUCAAAGCUUGGAAAAGGAGGAACGCGAUGCAGCGCUGCUGUUGAUGCAUAGCAGCAACAGUCGCCUAUCCACUGCCCACCAUCAAACGCAGCCGCAACGCGGCAGCUGCUCAAAUCUUGUGCGUCAGCUUUCCACAGAAAGCCAGCCAGAGCGACAGUUGAACAUGGGCUCCCAGCAGCGCAUAUCGCUGUACGAUGCACACAAGCUAAGCAAAGUGUUUGGCAGCACCUCAGUGUCGCCAACGCCCUCAGUCAGCUCUUCACUGCAUCGGCGCCACAAGUCACCGAAUCAACGCCUGCGCGAAUGCGUCACCUGUGCUGACGUUUUUCUGGAAGCCAUGGGCAAUGCUUGCACGCUUAAGAACACCAACUCCAGCAGAUAUGGCAAACUGUUUGACAUUGAGAUUGACUUUAAAGGGGAUCCCAUGGGCGUGCACAUAACACAUUAUAUGCUGGAAAAGACUCGCAUCACAGACACCAUCAUAGGAGAACGCAACUUUCAUAUAUUCUACCAAUUGCUGCUGGGUGCUGAUCUGCAAUUGUUGAAAUCGCUUAAGCUAUUUCGCAAUGUGGAAAAGUACGAGCUGCUGCGCAAUACAACUGGCAUGGAGGAAGACCGCACCAAUUUUCAUUAUACAAAGCGCUCACUGGACGUGCUUGGCUUAAGUUGUGAUGAGAUCAACUCUAUUUUUCGCGUUAUUGCCGUAGUCUUGAAGCUGGGCAAUUUUAUAUUUGUGCCUGUGACUAACAUUGAUGGCACCGAAGGCUGUCAGGUUUCAAAUGUUUAUGAAGUGCAAGAGACAGCGCAGUUACUCAACUUGGAAGCUCAAAUUUUAAUUAAUUGCCUGACCAGAGCGAAUAGCACGAACAGCACUCAAGAGGAUGUGGGCUGCGAAAUGGAUGCGAGGCAAGCUUCCAGUAAUCGUAAUACGCUCUGUCGCACGCUAUACAGCAGACUCUUUACCUGGCUAGUAAAUAAAAUCAAUGAGUCUUUAAAGUCUACGCAGCGCGAGAAGAAUCUUGCUUUGUUGGACUUUUAUGGCUUUGAGGUGUCAGAUCAUAAUUCGUUUGAGCAAUUUGCCAUUAACUACAGCGCGGAAAAAAUACAUCAGAACUUUGUCUUCAAUGUGCUGCGCUCAGAGCAGGAGCUUUAUUUGCGCGAGGGUUUGGAAUGGUCACGCAUUGACUACUUUGACAACGAGUCCAUCUGCGAGCUGAUUGAUAAGCCCAGUUAUGGCAUAUUGAGUCUAAUUAAUGAGCCGCACCUAAGCAGCAAUGAGGCGUUGUUGUUGCGCGUGCAGCAAUGCUGCGCCGGACAUCCCAACUUCAUGACCAGCGGCAGCAAUUCCAUGUCAUUUCAAAUACGCCAUUUUGCCAAUGUUGUUAACUACUCGAUUCAUCGCUUUCUAGAAAAGAACUCUGAUACGUUGCCCAAGUACAUAAGCGCUGGGUUUUAUCAGAGCAAGCUAGCGCUGGUGCAGAGUCUCUUCCCCGAGGGCAACCCACGUCGCCAGGCGAGCAAAAAACCCACAACACUCAGCUCGAAUAUACGCACGCAGCUGCAAACGCUGUUGGCCAUUGUCAAGCAUCGUCGCGCGCAUUAUGUAUUCUGCAUUAAGCCCAACGAGUGCAAGCAGUCGCAUCAGUUUGAUUUGGCGCUGGUGCAGCAUCAGGUGCGCUACAUGUCGCUAAUGCCACUGGUGCAUCUUUGUCGUACUGGACACUGCUAUCACUUGUCGCAUGUCAAGUUCUUUCAACGCUAUAAGCUGCUUAAUAGCUUAACCUGGCCGCAUUUUCACGGCGGCAGCCAAGUGGAGGGCAUCGCAUUGAUCAUACGCAAUUUACCAUUGCCCUCGGCAGAGUUUACAAUUGGCACCAAGAAUGUGUUCGUGCGUAGUCCGCGCACUGUCUAUGAACUGGAGCAGUUUCGACGACUGCGUAUCGCCGAGCUGGCCGUGCUUAUCCAAAAGAUGUUUCGCAUGUAUCAUGCGCGCAAGCGUUUUAAUCGCAUGCGACACAGUCAAAUGGUCAUCUCGAGUGCGUGGCGCACGUGGCGAGAGUGCCGCUUUGGCAUUCCCUUUACGGGCCGUAGGCAUUUAUGGAGUUUAUAUCGUGUUGCACGUGAAGAGUACCGUACAUUAAAGUACAAGCGCCAGGUCAAGUGGGCCGUGGAAGUCAUUGCACGUUACUAUCAUCAAUGGAAAAUACGCCAGUACUUACUCACUAUUCCUCUACGCCUGCCGCCCAACACACUCAGCCCGCUGUCCGGCGAGUGGCCAGCAGCACCUGGAUUCUUGGCAGAUGCAUCGCGAUUAUUGCGCUCUAUCUAUCAUCGCUGGAAGUGUUAUAUAUAUCGCAACUCAUUCGAUCAAACAGCACGCAAUAGAAUGCGGGAAAAAGUUACAGCCAGCAUUAUAUUCAAGGAUCGCAAAGCCUCCUAUGCGCAAAGCGUUGGCCAUCCUUUUGUGGGCGAUUAUGUGCGUUUGCGUCAUAAUCAACAAUGGAAAAAGAUUUGCGCCGAGACCAAUGACCAGUAUGUGGUAUUUGCUGAUAUAAUCAACAAAAUAGCACGCUCCAGUGGCAAGUUUGUGCCCAUAUUGCUGGUGUUAUCUACAUCAUCGUUACUUUUGCUGGAUCAGCGCACAUUGCAAAUAAAAUAUCGUGUGCCUGCCUCAGAGAUUUAUCGCAUGUCAUUGAGUCCUUAUCUCGACGAUAUUGCAGUGUUUCAUGUAAAAGCGUCGGAACUUGGUCGUAAGAAGGGAGAUUUUGUAUUUCAAACUGGCCAUGUUAUUGAAAUUGUUACCAAAAUGUUUCUCGUUAUACAAAACGCUACAGGCAAACCACCGGAGAUACACAUAAGUACAGAAUUUGAAGCUAAUUUUGGGCAGCAGACAGUAAUCUUUUCAUUUAAAUACGGCGGCAUGUCGGAAUUGGCGCAAGGGCCGCCAAAAGUAACGCGCAAGGCAAAUCGCAUGGAAAUUAUUGUAUGAUCCGCCGCAAUCGAUCGCGAUCUACUACUUGGAACAACAAACAAUGCCAAAGAUAAUUGCAAAAUUUAUUUGCUUUUUGUCAAAUCGCAAGCACUAUUUUUUGUCUAUUGACUUGGUCCUGGGGACUUUAACAUAAUUUUUUAACAAUAUUCUUAUUCACAUAUACACACAUAACACACACCAAUUGAAAUAAUAUAGUUUGCUCACAACAGACAAUCAGUCAAACUAGAAAUGUGUUGUCAAAAUUGUGCCAAAAACUAAAAAAAAAAAAAAAAACAAGUAUGGAUCAAAAAUGUCUUUCAUAUGCACUAUUUGUUUAAUUUUAACGUAAACUAACGAAAAUGAGCCACUAAAUUAAAUCUAAUUUCUCUUGUACUAGUUUUAAUUAUAAGUGAAGAAGCACCAAGUCGAUUAGUAAUGCAUCAACUAGGGGCUUUGCUCGGCCCUAGACAUUUUACACAAACUAUUUACUUACGAUAUUUCCAAAAUAGAAACCAAAAGCAUUUCUCUUACAUUUAAGGUUUCAUACACAAUAAUUAGUGAACUAAUGCUAGAGAGCUCAGACAGACAUUAAUACAAAGCAUACAACAAAUCUAUAUAGUAUAU
Messenger RNA from Drosophila busckii, 4627 nucleotides. RefSeq names its product unconventional myosin-Ia (gene Myo95E). Gene Ontology annotation, cellular component: myosin complex; cytoplasm; plasma membrane. Gene Ontology annotation, biological process: actin filament organization; vesicle transport along actin filament. The record is from RefSeq and is a predicted model, not a curated record. NCBI's taxonomy places the organism in Eukaryota, Metazoa, Arthropoda, Insecta, Diptera, Drosophilidae. The transcript has 18 exons. Bases 155 to 4021 code for a protein of 1288 amino acids. Gene Ontology annotation, molecular function: microfilament motor activity; actin filament binding; ATP binding.